AUGCGAUUGCAAUUUGAAACAAAACCUAUCUCACAAGAAGAACUCGUCAACGAAGUGAAAGGAAUUUAUGCUGGCCUCGUUAUGGUCGAGAAGAAAUGUGUCGAGAUUUGCCAGCAGCAGUCCCAGACUACAAACAAGCUCUCCAAUGAGCAGUGGCAGGCAUUGAUUGCCUUGCACCGGACCCUGUUAUACCAGCAUCAUGAUUUCUUCUUGGCCAGUCAAUAUCCCACAGCGUCACCAGCGCUUCGACGGCUAUCAACAAAGUAUGCCAUGCCCGCCCGGAUGUGGAGACAUGGAAUUCACUCUUUUCUUGAGUUACUCCGCCAUCGACUGCCGUUCUCACUAGAGCAUAUGCUCAGCUUCGUCUAUCUCGCUUAUCAAAUGAUGAGUCUGUUGAUGGAAUCAGUGCCUACUUUUCAUGAAACAUGGAUAGAAUGCCUAGGAGACCUGGCUCGAUACCGGAUGGCCAUCGAAGAAUCUGAUAUGCGGGACCGAGAGAACUGGUCUAAUGUUGCCCGGAUGUGGUAUAAUCGUGCUGCCGAUCGCUCGGCUACGACCGGUCGUAUACAGCAUCACUUGGCCGUUUUAGCGAGACCGAAUGUGGUUCGUCAGCUGUUUUAUUAUUCCAAGGCACUGAUUAGCGGCAUCCCAUUUGUGAACGCUCGAGACUCGAUCAUGCUCUUAUUCUCUCCUUUCCUUGAUAAGUAUGAGACAACAAGUCAGAAGUACCUCAGGGUAGAAACUAGCCUGGUCACCGCGGCAGGUGUCCUCUUUACUCGUGGAUUUGUCCAUGAUUAUUGUUUACAUAUCAGUCAAUUUACAUCCGAGUUAGAUGGCACUAUCAACAGGACAGGAUCGAACUUCAAGAUACAAGGAGCAGAAAUGGCAUCGUCCCUCAUUGCCAUGAUUCUCGACUUCGGCUCUGACGAGAAUUUCCUGUGGAAAGCCCUUUGUGCGGACUCAAAGAACAAGCAGAGCCAAAAUGAAGAACAAUCAGACCAGCCCUCCGGCACAAACCCCUCUAAGGAUCCUGUGGCUAAAUCUCAAAUGCGCCGCAAAUUCUGGGAACAAGAUGGCCCUAUUAAUGUUCAAGACUUUGUCCAGGCUGCUACGCCACUUGGUGACAGACCAGGGGUUGAAUUCUCUUCUUCAGACGAAGUAACAUCAUACGUUCUACCUGUCUGGUACCAAUGCAUUUCCAUCGUUGCGGCCAAAGUCGGAGACAGGAACAUUCUCCCGUUCCUACACUUCACUCUGUCAUUUCUAUGGGGUCUAUCAGAUGUUCCAGAGACUCUUAUCUACCUCGAAAACUACGUUCCAUGGGACAAAUUGGUUUUAUCGUUAAACUCGAUGAGUAGAUCUGGUGUGGCUGACAAUGAAGUUGAGGCUCCAGGUUUUCCUCAACAACAGUCAGGCACAGGUCGUCAAUUACCAGAGGACUUCUUGAUACGUGGGUUUAAAUGGUCUCAUUAUCACUACUAUGCCCCCGAAUUUUUCGAGGAACAAGUGACAGACGAGGAUGACCGCACACUAGAGCUUCCAAGUCAUGCAGCAUCACGUGCAGAGAGGUGUCUGUGGCUUGGUGUGAGGCUUGCUUCGUUGAAACGCUAUAUCACCUAUGAUAGCAGCUCGAAACAAUUCUCCUGCACAGAAUUCACGCAAAAUUUGCGACCUAUUUCUCUUACCAAUACGUUCCAGGUCCCUGCCAGUCUUGAGAAUGGAGAAAACAUCUCCAUGGUAGAUGCCGUUAGGACUCUACUCUUAGAAUCUAUUGACCCCCAGGCAAUGUCCCUGGAGCUGUUCUUCUUGCUUCCGUCGGAUUAG
Messenger RNA from Exophiala oligosperma, 1824 nucleotides. RefSeq lists its product as uncharacterized. Bases 1 to 1824 code for a protein of 607 amino acids. Gene Ontology annotation, biological process: nuclear-transcribed mRNA catabolic process, nonsense-mediated decay. The record is from RefSeq and is a predicted model, not a curated record. Gene Ontology annotation, cellular component: telomerase holoenzyme complex. Lineage: Eukaryota; Fungi; Ascomycota; Eurotiomycetes; Chaetothyriales; Herpotrichiellaceae. The transcript is spliced from 2 exons. Gene Ontology annotation, molecular function: telomerase RNA binding; telomeric repeat DNA binding; protein binding.